Molecule: messenger RNA, 341 nt
Organism: Myotis davidii
Lineage: Eukaryota; Metazoa; Chordata; Mammalia; Chiroptera; Vespertilionidae
Product: NADH dehydrogenase [ubiquinone] 1 subunit C1, mitochondrial-like
Cellular component (GO): mitochondrion
Source: RefSeq, a predicted model, not a curated record
GGAGGGGGAGACCGCCCAGCAAGAUGGCGCUGUCUGCGUGGCUGCGGCCCUUCUCCCGGCUGCUAGCCCCGACCAGGCUCCCGAGCGGCUUGUGCAGGUCCAAGUUCUAUGUUGGGGAGCCACUACACGACAAGCCUGAUUGGCUGAAAGUGGGGCUGACCUUGGGCAGGACCGUCUUCUUGUGGGUCUAUCUCAUCAAACAACAUAAUGAAGAUGUAUUAGAAUAUAAAAGAAGAAAUGGGUUGGAAUAAACUGUUUAAGUGCUAAUACUGUAUGUUCCAUAUAGAGUUGAAAGCAGUUGAGUUGUAAGCGAGAGAGAAAAGUUAUAUGUGAAUCUAUGU